Messenger RNA from Phyllostomus hastatus (greater spear-nosed bat), 537 nucleotides. RefSeq names its product plasmolipin-like. Gene Ontology annotation, cellular component: membrane. Gene Ontology annotation, molecular function: structural constituent of myelin sheath. Gene Ontology annotation, biological process: myelination. The record is from RefSeq and is a predicted model, not a curated record. The transcript has a single exon. NCBI's taxonomy places the organism in Eukaryota, Metazoa, Chordata, Mammalia, Chiroptera, Phyllostomidae. Bases 1 to 537 code for a protein of 178 amino acids.
AUGGUUCAAUUCCUGUCUAAAGAGAGCAUGCGGACCAGCAGCCCUGCUCAGGGCUCUGGCACCCAGGUCUUGGCGCUGGGCUUCGUGUGCUCAAUCCUCAGAGCGCUCCUGUUGCUGCAAGUGGUGCUGGGGCUCUUGGUGUGGGCCCUGAUUGCCGACACCUUCUACCACCUGUGCCCAGCCCACGGCUGGGUGAUGAUGCUCCUUGCUGUCUUCCUCUGGCUGGUGACCAUCAUCUUCGUCCUCUACCUGUUUCGGCUGCACAUGAAGUUGUACAUGGUGCCCUGGCCGCCGGUGUUAAUGAUAUUUAACAUGAGCAACACCGUUCUCUACAUCACAGCCUUCAUCACUGGUUUCGCUGAGGUUGAGCAGACGUCACUGAAAGGCGCCUGGCCUUAUAAGCAGCAGGAAGCUGCCUCCUUCUCUGCCUAUUCAGUGGUGAUUGCCUGUGGAGUGAGUGCUUUCUUCAGCUUCCAGGCCUGGCGAGGAGUAGGCAGCAAUGCAGCCACUAGUCAGAUGGCUGGCGGCUAUGCCUGA